Drosophila ficusphila is the source of this 793-nucleotide messenger RNA. Its product is annotated as multiple coagulation factor deficiency protein 2 homolog. The transcript is spliced from 4 exons. The record is from RefSeq and is a predicted model, not a curated record. Gene Ontology annotation, molecular function: calcium ion binding. Lineage: Eukaryota; Metazoa; Arthropoda; Insecta; Diptera; Drosophilidae. Bases 66 to 581 code for a protein of 171 amino acids.
ACCCCUCAGAAAAUACACAAAACCCAAUUCAACACACAACAGUUUCCUGCAAAAUUCGGUUUGCCAUGUAUAGGAUGUGCAAUCUAUCCAACCUGCUGAACUUCAUUAUCUGCAUAGCCAGUUUCAGCCAGACUUUCGAUGGAACCCUGGCGGUCAAGAGGGGUCCACAUCAUCCAAGAGGCGAAACCCGCAGAGUGGACCAGCAUCUCACCCACGAGGAGCACCGUAUUGAUGACGAUUUAAAGGAAAUGGGAGUGCAGGCCAAUUUGGAGGACUUGAGCGAGGAGGAGAAAAUCUUCUACAUGUUUAAGGCCCAUGACAAUGAUAAUAACAAUGCACUGGAUGGCCUCGAGAUGAUUCAGUCUGCCAUGCAUCAUAACUAUGACUAUUUUAAAAACAAUGAGCGGGAUGAAUACCUGCAAAAUGCCACCGAUGAGUUGGAACACUUUAUAGAGGCCAUUGACAAGUUUCUGCUGAUUGCCGAUGACAACAACGAUGGUUUGCUUCACUAUCCGGAAUUCGUGAAGGCCAUAACCGGUGGCAAGGAGCAACUGAAUGUGGACAGGAAUAUCCUGCGCUAAUCCCACCAACUUCUCGAUUAGCAGUUUUCAACGAAACAUCACAGCCGAAGUAGACACAAUAAUAGUCAUAGCAUAGUUAAAUUACUUAGCCAAUAAUCUGAUUUCCAUGCUGAACCAUUUGAGACUGUACACCAAAAGCAGAAAUCCAAGCACUAUCCUGCACCUCGUUUGUACUACAAUCUAAUGAUUUAAUAUAAAUUUAAAUAGAUACA